This is a messenger RNA of Perca flavescens (yellow perch), 687 nucleotides long. Its product is annotated as galactose-specific lectin nattectin-like. Bases 20 to 523 code for a protein of 167 amino acids. The record is from RefSeq and is a predicted model, not a curated record. The transcript has 6 exons. Lineage: Eukaryota; Metazoa; Chordata; Actinopteri; Perciformes; Percidae.
UUAUGUCCUUGUCUGCAGUAUGUUGACUUUGUUUAACGUCUUUCCACAGAUGGCAUCAGGCUUUCCGUUUGCUUUGUUGCUCUGUUUGUCCAUCGGACUGUUGGCUCCAUCCUGUUAUGGACAAACCUGCCCAGGUUCCUGCCCUCCUGGUUGGACUCCGUUCGGCUCUCGCUGUUUCAGCUUCAACAUCCAGAAAAAGACUUGGACCGAUGCAGAGGACUUCUGCAAGGCCGCCGGUGGGAAUCUGGCUUCAGUCCACUCAGCAGAGGAAUAUGAUUUCCUCAAAACCUACAUUCACCAAGUGGCCGGUGAAAUCGAACGGACCUGGAUGGGAGGCUUUGACUCAGUGCAGGAGGGCGUGUGGAUGUGGUCUGAUGGAUCCACAUUCGACUACACCAGCUGGGCUCCGGGGACGCCUGACAACGUCGGCGGAGUUGAGCACUGUCUUGAGAACUUUAAGGGCAAAUGGAACGACAAUUCGUGUCCCAAAACACUACCUUUCUUGUGCUCCAAGAAGCUGUGAGGCCUCCCACCAUCAUGAUCUCACUACAGCUCAUCUAUAAUCUCUUUCAUUGAUUCACUUUCAGUUUGUUGUGCAGACAGAAACAGCUCUCUGCUGACAGACUCACUUUCACUUGUUUAUUAUCUGAAGAGUUAGGAAACGGUUCACAUUUGAGUUUUAACAUU